AUGUCUAUCGCGUGCUAUCGUCUGUCGCCAUGGCAUCCCCUCUCCCGUUUUCCUGGGCCUGUAUCUGCUCGUCUCACCAAGUGGUGGAUGAUUUACCAGAUUGCGGUGAAAGGGGGUAGGCAUGUCAAGCUGCGGGAACUUCAUGCCCAAUACGGACCGUGGGUUCGCGUAGGCCCCAAUGAAAUUUCGGUUAACCUUCCCUGCGCUGUUCGUCCGAUAUACAACAAGCUCGAUAGGUCGCCGUUUUAUUCUGCGAUACCAGCAGACGCCGAUACCCUGAUUACAGUCUUGGAUCGUCAAGUGCACGCCAGUCGCCGGCAGGCUUGGACAAAGGCAGUUACUUCAGAUGCAAUGCAGUCUUAUAUUCCAUUCUUGAUGGCCCGUAUAACUCAGCUUGAUCGCAUAUUCGAUAGAGAAACCUCCAAAGGUCCGGUACAAAUUGAUCACUGGAUUAAUUUAUUCCUGAUGGAUCUGAUGGGUGAUAUGGGCUUCUCUGGAGGGUUCGAGACCAUGAGUGCAGGCAAAGAUACAGAAGGAUGGAUGGAAAUGUUUGCUAAGAAGAAAGUUGCCGAGAUUAAGGCGAGCACUGGCAAUAAGACACGGAGAGAUAUACUCGGUACUCUGCUUGACGAAUCAUCGGCAAUAUAUCGCCUCAACGAAGCAGAGGCAGCCGCUGAUGCUGCGUUGAUCGUUGUUGCUGCAACAGACACGACGGCGCAGACACUUGCCGCCCUUGUUCCGUAUACUAUGUGCGACAGAAAUAUAUUAUCCAGGCUUCAGGCGGAAGUGGGGACGGCUUUCGUGUCUUAUUCCGGUGAAUCAGAGAACAUGGAUGUAUCAGCGGUGAUGCGCCUUCCAUUCCUUGAUGCUUGUAUUCAAGAGGCUUUGCGACUCGUCCCUCCCGGACCAUUUGGACCGCCUCGCACUUCAGGCUCGGUCGGCGUUAAUAUCAGCGAUGUCUACAUUCCACCCAAUACAACCAUCCACGUGCCGGUCUAUACCAUGCAUAGGGACAGUGCAAAUUUCGGCCCUAAUGCUGACGAUUACGCACCUGAACGGUGGCUAGAAGGCAGCAUCUGUACCAUUAAUUUCGAGGGUAAACCCAAAAUUAUUAAAGAAGCAUUCAUGCCAUUUAGUGCGGGCUAUGCGAGCUGCGUUGGAAAGAAAUUAGCCCUGCAAAAUAUGAAGUGA
Gloeophyllum trabeum ATCC 11539 is the source of this 1191-nucleotide messenger RNA. RefSeq names its product cytochrome P450. Gene Ontology annotation, molecular function: monooxygenase activity; heme binding; iron ion binding. The record is from RefSeq and is a predicted model, not a curated record. Lineage: Eukaryota; Fungi; Basidiomycota; Agaricomycetes; Gloeophyllales; Gloeophyllaceae. The transcript is spliced from 10 exons. The coding region runs from base 1 to 1191 and encodes 396 amino acids.